CUGCCUCUCCAUCAGUAUUUCCUCUCCUCCCUCCGUCGGGUUGGACCAGAUCCUUUUCGGAGCUGGAGAACAGAGGUCGUGCGUGUUUCUCUCCUCCAGAAGCAGAAAGCAGGCUCUGACUCCCUGCAGCCUCCGGGUUCCCCCCCCCCUCCUACCAAGGAUAUGGAGUCUAAAAGAGUCUGUGGGAUUAUUCCUCGGGUUGCCUGGCUUCUUCUCCAUCUUGGCUUGUUCGGGACAACCACAGCAGAAGAGUGUGACAGCCCUUUGGUGUCCAACCUGCUGCCUUCGUCCUUCAGGAGCUCCUCCCAGCUGUCCAGCAGCCACGCACCGGGAUUCGCCAAACUCAACCGGAGAGACGGAGCUGGAGGCUGGUCCCCCCUCACCUCAGACCGGUAUCAGUGGCUGGAGGUGAACCUGGGCGAGCGAACCAAGAUCACAGCUGUCGCCACACAGGGCCGCUACGGAAGCUCUGAUUGGCUGACGUCUUACCAGCUGAUGUUCAGCGACACGGGACACAACUGGAAGCAGUACAGACAGGAGGACAGCAUAGGGUCUUUUCCAGGUAACUCUAAUGCAGACAGCGUGGUUCAGUACAAACUGCAGCAGCCGGUCGUGGCCCGCUUCCUGCGCCUCAUUCCUCUGGACUGGAAUCCCAGCGGGCGGAUCGGACUGCGUCUGGAGACCUACGGAUGUCCGUACACUUCUGAUGUGGUGGGUUUGGACGGCAGCAGCAGUUUGGUGUACAGACUAAGUCCCGGGUCAAGGCGGGCUCAGAGAGAUGUCAUCACAUUGAAGCUCAAAACCCUGAGAAACUCCGGGACGCUGCUGCAGGCGGAGGGCAGGGAAGGAGUCGGCCUCCGUCUGGAGUUAGAGAGAGGAAAGCUACUGCUGCUGUUCAGACAAGGUAGGACUUCAUCUGCUGAACCUCGACGUCUUGCAGCUCUUGGAAGCCUUUUGGAUGAUCAGCAUUGGCACCAUGUGGCAGUGGAGCUACACGGCCUUCACCUCAACCUCACAGUGGAUAAACACACGCUGAGGGUUAAAAUCCCGCCAGAGUUCCACCACCUCGACAUACAAGAGCUGCGCGUGGGGGCAGGUCAGGCUCUCGGGUCUCACAAGCCAUUUCACUCCAAGAGGAACUUCCACGGCUGCCUGGAAAACCUGCUGUUCAACGGUCUCAACCUGAUCGGACUCGCCAAAGUCAAGGACCACAAAGUUUCUCUAGUGGGCAAUGUGACCUUUUCCUGUGCCGAGCCAGUUCCUGUUGCCGGGACGUUUCCCGGCCUCCAGAGCUUCCUCCAGUUGCCGUGGACAACGCCAUCGUCUUUGGGGAGCGUGUCGAUUGGGUUUCAGUUUCGGACCUGGAACAAGGCGGGGCUUUUGCUCACCUUUGAGCUCCCUCAACAGGGAGGCGUGGCCUGGUUGUUUCUGAGCGAGGCGAAACUCCGCCUCCAGAUCCAGAAAGGAGGACGGGUUCUGCUGGAGCUCUGCGCAGGUUCUGCUCUCAGUGACGGCCAGUGGCAUUCAGUGGCGCUGACCUCCAGGCGAAGUCAUCUGAGUGUCUCUGUGGAUAAAGAUGAAGGCGGCAGUGCUCAGGCCAGCCCGUCAUUUCCUAUCGCAGUAGAACGUCACGUCUUCUUCGGUGGAUGUCCUGCUGGAGACGCUCAAGGAUGCAGAAACAACUUCAGUUCCUUCCAGGGCUGCAUGCGUUUACUCAGACUGGACGGCAGGAUUAUGGACCUGAUCGCGGUGCAACAGAAACAGCUGGGAAAUUACAGCAACCUGCAGAUUGACAUGUGUGGAAUUAUCGACAG
Messenger RNA from Poecilia latipinna (sailfin molly), 1814 nucleotides. RefSeq names its product contactin associated protein family member 3C (gene cntnap3c). The transcript has 10 exons. The annotation marks the transcript as partial. NCBI's taxonomy places the organism in Eukaryota, Metazoa, Chordata, Actinopteri, Cyprinodontiformes, Poeciliidae. The record is from RefSeq and is a predicted model, not a curated record.